AUGCAGCCCGCCCGCCUGGAGCGAGGCGUCCUGCCGUUUGUGAUCGGGUGGCGCGCCCUGGGAAGCGCCGGGGUGCCAGUGCAGCGACUGCGGCGGCGGCAGCGGGAACAAGUCCAGCUGGCAGCAGCAGAAGCAGCAUACAACCGGCAGCAAGCUCAUGACCGGGAAUGUGGCCCUGACCAGCAGCAGCAACAGCGGCAGCAGCGUGGCUGGCACCCUCUUGCCGCCCGCUUUGCAGUGACAGGAGCGUUGGCGGCAGGUGCGCUGCUGGCCGCCGUGUCGCCGGCAAGUGCAGCGGCGUGUCCACCAGUGCAGCCGCUCGCAGGUGGCGCAGUCGCAGCAGCAUCAGCAGCAGUACACAGGGCCCCACGCCAGCGGCAGCACCUUGGCUUUGCAUCCGUCGGCAUCGGCAGCGCCUCGCCGGCCUUCCGCUCCGAGCGCGCGUUUGACGUGGCAGGCUUCAAGCUGGCUGGCGUGCUGCAGCAGCUUUUGUCGGCGCACAUCUUCGUCAAGAUUGUGGCGCUCAUCCUCCUUGGUGCACCCGUGAUCUGGGCCUGGGGCUGCCUCUAUGCCGCCAUCACCGGCGCGCCCAUCAGCCUGGGCGUCUUCAAAGUGUACACUGUUGUGUUGAGGGCGCCCGGGGCGCGGGUGACGGAGGAGACCAGCCUGCCUGCGGCAAUUCUCAUCAACUCGGCUUUCAUCACGGGCAUGUUCACUUUCGCAGUGCUCAUUGGUCUGGUCAGCGAAGAGAUCAAAGCCAGGCUGGGGGCUGUGCGCCGUGGCAACACUCCGUUGGCCAUAGCCGAUCACACUCUGGUGCUCGGAUGGAACCGACAGGCGCCUCUGCUGCUGCGCCAGAUGGCCACCAACGGGCAUGGGGACAGCAGGGUGCUGGGCAGGGAUAUUGUUGUGCUGGCCGACCGUGACAGGGAUGCGCUGGAUGCAGAUGUCGCACGCACGCUGCAAGGCAGCGGCCUACACUUCAAGACGAGGAGCGGCGCUCCUUACUCUGCAAAAGACCUGGAGACGGUGUCUGCUGCUCACGCCAAAACAGUCAUCCUUCUGCAUCCUGACAAGGAUGAGCAAUUAGAUGCCUCACUGGUGAUCCCUACCUGUUCUGCGCUGGAAAUGCAGGCCGCAGAAGUGCACAAGACUGCCACGCUUUUGGGCCUGCAGUCGUGCCGCAGCCACCCCUCCACCACUCUGCGGCGGCAGCGGGUGGUACUGCAGAACCCGGAUGUGCCCCCGCUAGACAGGAGCAGCGAGGCGCAGCAGGCGACCCGCACCAUUGCUGGCGUGGUGCAGCGAUCGCUGCCCCCUGCAGCAAAUAUGAAGCUGGUGGAAGUUAACGGAAACCGUAACAUGGCGCGCCUCAUCGCCCAGUCGGCGGUGCAGCCCGGUGUCAGCUCCAUUCUGGGCCAGAUAGCUCAGUCGGCGCCUGGAGCCCCCGACUUCCACAUUGUUGAUAUGGGUACCUGGCGCAUCAUGGAGGGUGCCAACGAGGCAGCGAGCAUCAGCUACCAGGCAUGUCUGGACUCCUCGCAUGGCCUGCCAGGACGGAUCCAUGGCAUUGAGCUGGAUGACGCCAGGCGAAAGCUCUUGAACGCAGUGGUGUGCGGCUUCAUCUCACAUGCGGAUCGCCGGACCUAUCUGAACCCACCUGACAGCCAGAUCCUGAGCCGUGCUGACAAGCUGAUUGUGCUGUCGCACAGCAAUCAGCCGGAGAUGGCCCCGCAUGGCAGCACCGCUGCGCGGCUGGACCUGGUGGCGCUGCAGCAGCAGCUGGAGGCGGCAGUGCUGCCUGUGUCGGCGCCGAAAAGCAUAGUAGUUGUGGGGUGGAGCGGACCUCUGGACGAUCUCUCGUCGGGGUUGUGCGACUUUGCAGUGGCUGGGAGCGAGGUGACGAUCAUCAGCAGCGAGCGUCCCCCGGAAUUCGCUGAGAGCACAUCCUUGGAGGUGGAGGGGCGCAGCCUACACUGGAUAGCGGGCGGGUUGCUGGAUCGCGAGGCAUACCUCAAGGCGGGCGUGGCCACUGCGCACGCUGUCAUCCUUGGAUCUGUUCAGGCUGAGGAUUUCAAGAGCGCGGAUGCGCGCUUGCUGACAUCGCUGCUGAUGGUCCAGGACAUCUGUAACACGGCAAGCACUUCUGGCAAGCCGCCGCACAUCGUCGCCUGCAUACAGAGUCCAGAGACGGUGGCCACAGCGAAUCACAUCCUCACAGAGCUAGCCAGGACCCGGCUGACGGCAGAGCUGCUACAACCUGGGGAGCUGCUGUCUGGGAUGCUGCUGCAGGUGGCCCACGAGCCGGCGUUGGCCCCUGCACUGUCGGAGCUGAUUGAUAGCUGCAAGGGCAACGAAAUUUACCUGCGGCGCCCCGAGCGGUACGGCCUCAACGGCAGCGGCACCUCCUUUGCGGCGGUGGGGGAGCUGGCUAGGUGCAGCACUCGUUACAUGUCAUCCCAUGCCUACCGCUCGUACACUACAGAACCUCUCUUCUCUUCCUUCUUGAGUAUUUUGAACCUACGCUGCUUCCCCUGCCGAUCCUCCUCAAGAAAUGUUUCUUCUGAACUUUUUGUACUAACUGCAAAUUUAAAUUACUUCCCAGCACAGGGCCCCCAAGACUCCGCAAGUGGCUGGGACACCGCCAUGACGCCCGAUGGCGUGGCGGUCAAAGGGGAAGCCGGCGAGCCACCGGCUGCCUCCCGCAAGUGGGAGCAGACCGCGGCCCACGGCAAGGGUAGAGUGCGGCCGCGCAAGAACCAGCCGCCAGAGUUGCAGACUAACGUGCCGCGCCUGACGGCAGUGGCCUACACGGAUGCGGAGCACGGCGAGCGCGAGGGCGACCCCCGCCCCCGCUUCCACGGCCAGCUGGCCGACGGUUGGGUGGACUACAUCAGGCUGGACACCGCCCAGAACGUGUACCGCACAUUGAACAAGCUGUGGACGCACCAGCCGGUGCUGCUGCGCGGCACGCCGCUGGCUGCGGGACUGGUGGGCAGGUGGAGCUUCCAGCAGCUGGCGCGGUGCAUCGGCGGGCAGCACCAGCUGCGCGUGCUGUGCUCCAACGCCAGGCGCCAGCGCUUCUUUGAGUACGACGACGUGAAGAACGUGUAUGGCGGGCUGUACCAUGUGCGGGAGCCCGAGACGCAGCGCCUGGACAUGCCCUUCCCGGACUUCGUGCAGUGCGCGGCGCAGUGGCGCGCGCGCAGGGUGCACGUGCGGGAAACGGUCAUGCGGUACCAGCAGCCAGAACAGGCCGCAGGCAGCCAGGCGACUGCGGCAGCGCCGUCGCCCAGUGGUACCGGCACCGGCAGCCCCAGCAGCAGCGGUAGCAGGCUGGAAGCCAGCAGCAGGCCUCAGGUGGAUGCCGGCAGCGUGUGCGGCCGCGGUCUGAGGCACGACCUGGAGGGCGGCGUCGACUGGGGCUGGCUGGCGGGGCUGCGCCGCUCGCAGCGCUACGGCCCCGUGACGCGUGUGGACCUGGAUGCCGGCACCACGGGCGGCCUGCUGCCCGCGCAGUAUGAGCUGGAGGACCGGCUGGUGGUGCAGGUCACGGGGCGGCGCCGCGUGCUGCUGCUGAAUCCCGGGCAGGCCUUUGAGGGGCUGUACCCCUACCCCAUCCACCACACCUACGACCGAUACUGCAUGGUGGACCUGGAGGAGCCGGACCUGGGCCUGUGGCCCAAGUUUAGCGGCGUGCGGGGGCAGACCGCCAUCCUGGGCCCAGGCGACGCGCUGUAUGUGCCCGCCUACUGGUUUGUGCACUCGCAGCACUUGGAGGCGGAGUCUGUGGCCCUCGGCAUCCACCUGCACCAGGGCCUGCGCCCGCCCUCCCCUGAGGCCACCCCCCUGCGACUGUCGCGCGCCCUGGAGCAGCGCGUGGCAGACGUGGAGGGCCCCGGCGAAGUGCGCCACUGGCUGCAGCUCAUCGGGCACGGCGAGGAGCACGAGUGGAUCGACCUUGGCACGGUCAAGGGCUACCGCCGCAUCGUGUUCUGCCAGAGCGUGCGGGACGACGUGGAUGGCGCGCUGGGCAGCGGCGCCUGGGCCGACCUGCUGCCCCGCAUGUGUGAGGGGCGGCUGGUGCCCACCCCCUGGCUCAACAAGGACUUCCGGGAGCCGCUGUACCUGCUGGACAAGCCGGUGGUGCUGGAGGACACGCGCACCAAGGAGGAGAAGCAGUACCCGGAGCUGUUCAGGACGAAGCUGGAGAGGGAGGGGUGGUAUGUGCCGCCCAGCGUCAGCACCGUGCCGAUUCCAGGGGUCAACAUGCCCAAGAAUGCAGAUUACAGGACGUAUGUGCCGCCCACCUGA
Chlorella variabilis is the source of this 4314-nucleotide messenger RNA. RefSeq lists its product as hypothetical. The coding region runs from base 1 to 4314 and encodes 1437 amino acids. The record is from RefSeq and is a predicted model, not a curated record. Gene Ontology annotation, biological process: monoatomic ion transport. Lineage: Eukaryota; Viridiplantae; Chlorophyta; Trebouxiophyceae; Chlorellales; Chlorellaceae. The transcript is spliced from 22 exons.